AGCGCUAGUUUCGCUCCAGCUGCCGAACAGUGACAACUUUAACAACAGCAAGUGUUGCGACUGUUAUGUUAGAUUGUAUGUCAUACUAACAAAUGUAAAUCGUGGAGAUAAAUGAGCUGAGCGGCUAAUAAAUGCAGUAAUGGACCGCAAAAAAACUACUUGGAUAAAAGAGGAAACUAAUGAGAUACCAAGUUCACCAGGCUCCAUUGUUCAGGUAUGCCCCUCCAGUAUGAAAAUAAAGGAAGAAUCGCAGGAGACUGGGAAUCAAGAGUGUCUGGAAGACCCAUUUGUAGCUUCAGAGUUCACUGAUUCUAUCAAGGAGGAUUCAGUACUAAGUUUCGGAGCAGAAGAAACUGAGAAUUUUAUGUUCAGCAGUUCUGAAUAUGAUCCUCUGGGAGUUAAGACAGAGGAGGGUUCAACAUUUGAGAAUGGCGAUCUUGGUGAGUGUGAUCCAUUGUGGAUAACAGAUGAUAAGGAGGUAGUCUCAAAAAGAUGUGCACCACACAGUACACGGUUGAUUAAAAUCACUGGCAAACCAGAUACAAUUGCAUUUGAAGAAACAUACCUGCAAGGAGCAACUGGUGGUGAACUUGACAUCACUCCAGAGAAUUCAGCAGAUUUCAUAGGAAGUAUAACGCCAAGACAAGUGUUUUUCUCUCAUAAGGAAAGCACGUUGUGCACUAGACAUAAUUAUAACUCAGAGAAAAAUGAUUUCUCCUGUAGUUCAUGCAAGCAGACAUUUUCAUCAAAAUACUGUCUCAUAAUGCACGUUUUCAUUCACAUUGAUGGUGUAAAACCACCUGAGCAUAUCUGCACAUGUUGUGGUGAAGUAUUUAUCUCUCAUGACAGUCUCAGGAAUCAUGCCGCUACACAGACAGUGAAACAUCAAGAGAAAUGUAGACCACACACCUGUGGGAAAUUUUCUGCUGAGAUUGCUCAUCUCAAAGGACAGGCUGAGAGUGUAUACAAAAGUUAUUUUUGUGGGAAAGGCUUCAGUGGUUCUUCUAUUCUCAAGAAGUGUCUGCUAACUGGUGAGUGGUCACACAAGUAUGGGAAAUCGUUUACUGUGGCUGAUAGUGUCCAAAAGCAAUCAUUGAUUCAACUUGGUGAAAAGCGACAUAAAUGUGAUGUCUGUGGGAAAUCCUUCAUUCAUGGUAAAGGUCUCAAACGUCAUGUAAUAAUUCACACUGGUGCGAAGACACAUAAAUGUGACGUUUGUGGGAAAUCCUUUAUUCGUCGUCGUAAACUCAAAAAUCCAUGAUAAUUCAUACUGGUGAAAGUCCACAUAUGUGUGGUGUCCGUGGGAAAUCCUUUACUACUUCUGAUAGUCUUAAAUACCAUGCAACAAUUCAUAGUAGUGAAAGGUCACAUAGAUGUGGUGUCUGUGGGAAAUGCUAUGCUCAUCCUCGUGUGCUAAAACGUCAUGCAAUUCUUCAUGCAGGUGAAAGGUCACACAAAUGUGGUGUCUGUGGUAAAUGCUUUGCUCAUCCUAGUCAACUAAAAUAUCACGCAAUAACUCACACUGGUGAGGGAUCACAUAAAUGUCAUAUUUGUGGGAAAUCCUUUAUUUUUCCUAGUAAACUAAAAUAUCACACAAUAAUUCACACUGGUGAGAGAUCACAUAAAUGUCAGAUGUGUGGGAAAGCCUUUACUUAUCUCCGUAGUCUCAAUGUUCAUUCGGUAAUUCAUACUGGUGAAAGGCCACAUAAAUGUGAUAUUUGUGGGAAAUCCUUCACUAACUCUAGUAAUCUCAAACGCCACACAACAAUUCAUACUGGUGUAAGGUCACAUAAAAGUGAUGUCUCUGGGAAAUCGUAAAC
This is a messenger RNA of Schistocerca nitens (vagrant locust), 1820 nucleotides long. RefSeq names its product zinc finger protein 112-like. Lineage: Eukaryota; Metazoa; Arthropoda; Insecta; Orthoptera; Acrididae. The coding region runs from base 140 to 1261 and encodes 373 amino acids. Gene Ontology annotation, molecular function: RNA polymerase II cis-regulatory region sequence-specific DNA binding; DNA-binding transcription factor activity, RNA polymerase II-specific. The transcript has 8 exons. The record is from RefSeq and is a predicted model, not a curated record. Gene Ontology annotation, biological process: regulation of transcription by RNA polymerase II.